Molecule: messenger RNA, 1218 nt
Organism: Selaginella moellendorffii
Lineage: Eukaryota; Viridiplantae; Streptophyta; Lycopodiopsida; Selaginellales; Selaginellaceae
Exons: 3
Coding region: 1-1218 (405 amino acids)
Source: RefSeq, a predicted model, not a curated record
AUGCGGUCUUCGCAGGGUAAAAGAGUGGCUCCUUUCAUCUUGCUCGCCGCGAUUUGCCUGGUUUUCCAUGGAGUGGAUCGCCCAUCGUCCCGGUUGCGAUCAACGAGACUGGCCUUCUUCGUCCACAAUCAGCAAAGGAAUCCUCGCGCACACAAGCUUGCGGAUCCCCGGGUCGCAAUUUGUCUUGUAGGCGGAGCCAGAGCCUUCGAGAUCACUGGACCAAGCAUAGUGGACCAAAUCCUCCACGUCUACGGAAACAAUUCGGAUGUGUUCCUCCACGCGCCGCUGGACGAGAACACUUACAAGCUCUUCCUGCUGGGCAGGGGCGCUAGAUCGAACAGAAAUUCUUCGUCCUCGCGGUUGGCAGCAGCGCGGAUCUUCGAUCAAACACCCAUACCCGAGCUUGAUUUUCGCAAGCAAGUCCUCACAUCCGAUGGGAUUCAAGGAUUACUGCAAUAUUUCAAUCUCGUCGAGGGCUGCUGGGAUCUCAUCACGAAACACGAACGUCGUCAUGGUUUCCAGUACGAUUGGAUCGUAAGAACAAGGCUAGAUGGCUACUGGAGUGCCCCUAUGCCGCCCAUCUCCACCUUCGAUGGCGCCCACUACACUAUCCCAUACGGCUCCCAAUUCGGCGGCCUCAACGACAGGUUAGGCAUCGGCACUCGCAACUCCAGCCGCAUCGCUCUCCACCGCCUCCAAUGCCUCGAUCGCCUCCACGCAAACGGAUUCCAGCGCCUAAAUUCCGAGAGAGCAUUCAAGGCGCAGCUCCAAAUCACGCACACCAGCGUCCAGCUCAAGAAAUUCCCCUUUUGCGUGGUGAGCGCGAAGAAGUACGAUUGGCCGCCCAGGGAAUGGGGCGUGCCUGUGAUGACCAUGGCGAGCAAAGGACCUCUAAAUGGAGCGAAGUGUCGUCCAUGCCGGGCGAAGAUCAGAGGAGAGGAAGCUCACGCCAUCGCCGAGGCACUAAACAGGGGGUGGAGCUGGAGUGGACCUAACGAAGGGGUGGAGCUUUGCGAUGCCACGGGGGACUGGGAUGCUGACUGGGAGGCUGUCUAUGACAACGUGGUUGGUCAGUGCAGUCAAUUGGAGAGGUUGCGGGUGUCUCGCCUGGGGACGCUAGACGAGUGUGUGGAGAGAUUGACCGAGUUUGAGAGAAUGUGGGGUGAAUGGGAUGCUCCUUCUCCUGUUAGUAUUUGCGAAAGGAAGUUUAUAAUUUGA